This is a messenger RNA of Trichomonas vaginalis G3, 288 nucleotides long. Its product is annotated as organellar and viral DNA polymerase type B. Bases 1 to 288 code for a protein of 95 amino acids. Lineage: Eukaryota; Parabasalia; Trichomonadida; Trichomonadidae. The record is from RefSeq and is a predicted model, not a curated record. The transcript has a single exon.
AUGAGGAAAUAUAACUACUCAGUCAAAGAGAUAGAAAGAAUGCGAAACGACUAUGCAGACUUAAAGAAAGAAGCAGAAAAGCCAGCAGAAGAUAAAAUGGAUAUGUUGACAUUUCUUAAUAAAAACUAUCCAACAGCAGAAGAUUUCCUUCUGUCUGACGUCAAGAAGAAAUAUAAAGAAACCUUCGGCAUUGUUAAAACUUUUGAUGUACUAAAAGAAGAAAUAGAAGCUACGAAAUUGUUUAGGAUUUCAAAUAUACAUCGUACAAUUCAUGUAAAACGCUUGUGA